This is a messenger RNA of Blepharisma stoltei, 1651 nucleotides long. The record is from the annotation of a GenBank genome assembly. Lineage: Eukaryota; Ciliophora; Heterotrichea; Heterotrichida; Blepharismidae.
AUGCAAGAUAAAGAAGCCACACUUAAUUUAUCAUCUAACAAAUUCUCAAGUCGACAUAGUAGGCAGUUUUCUUGCUCCCCCGCUGCAAAUUGAUCAGCAAAAACACCGAGACACCAUAAAAGCCGCACGAUUUCUCAUAAUACACCGACAAAUCAGUUCUCGUUCAACUUGCAGAAUUCACUGUUGCACAUACUGCAAAAGCAAAAUACAGGAAAAUUUAUAAGCCCGAACCCCAGAAGUCAUUCUACUGAGCCGCCUACAGAUGAGUCGAGCCAGGAACGCAUAAAUGUGUCAACUCAGUGUGAUGAGCUAAUUUCAAGAGAUUUUGAAAAUACUGGGAAAUGUAUCUUAAACCGAGUUAAAUUAUGAUGGGUAUAGCUUGUUUUUUACUAUAGCUUUCUAUAGGGAGCAGAGAGACGAAACAGCCCUGAGAGUUGACUCAUGAAACCAAGCUGAUAACUCAAUUCAUAAAACUUAUUUGGAAUUUUGAUAGUUGGCUCAUCAACCUGAAUUCACAAGGUAACUCUAAGGGUUUCUCUGUAUCCCUGCUCCCUAUGGAGAGCUAUAACAGGGAGCGAGCUAUAAGUUUAGUUUAUUGCGAUAACUAUUUUAAAAUAUUUCAUCAAAUUUUUUGAGUAAUGCUAAUUUCUUAUAGUUAUGAACGUAAAUUUAAUAUGCAAAAUAAUACAAUUAUUAAAGGAAAACAAUAAUAACAUACCGAAUCAAAUAAAAUUAAAAGACAAAAAGCUUCCUACGAUGAAAUUCAAAAUUCCAGAGAGAUUUACAGAAAAUUCAAGAUCUAAAGAAAAAAAGCCGAAAUAUAUUAGACCGAAAAUAUCAGUUGAAAUCCGACACCUAGAAGCCUUUACUUUCCUACCUACAUGAGUGAGCAAACUAUUGGAAAAAUCUAAAUUUUUAGGGAAAAGCCCUCCUCUAUUAAGAAAAAUUUUUAUAAAAAAAUAUUUUUGAUAUUUAAGUGAUAAUAAUAAUUAUCAUGAAAAAAUCUCAAACUGACUAUAUAAGCUUAAGUAGAUUUAAAACUUAAAUAAUUUUUUAAAAUAUAUAAAACAUUAUAUAUUAAAUUUUAAAAAAAAUCAACCCUCUCCUCUAGUGAGGAGGAUAGUUAGUAGAUGCUAAAAUCUUAAGAGGCGAACAAGCAUUUAUGGAUGAUAAGUUGCCUCCUAUAAAACUUCCUGAAGAAAAGCCAAUCCAAGAGCACGCCCCAAAACAUCAGCGAGCACUAACUACAAGAGAAAAUACUAAUGACCCAAAAAUAGUGUCUUCCACUACCCAAUAUCAUCAUGAUGGUAUCAGAAAGCUUCAAUCAAGAUGCAAAAACUACGCCAAAAAGCCUGCUCGAUUCCUCCCAAUUGAAGAAAUCGAGAACCAGAUCGGAAUAAACAAAGAUUUUUCCUUUAAGCCUCAUCAGAAUAUCAGCCUUGACAUGAAACUUCUGAGGGAAACCGACGAAAUAAUUACACAAAAAAAGCUCGAAAUGGACAAAAUCGCGAGAAUUUAUGAAGCUGGCCUAAAGAAAAACAGCAUUUUAAAAAAUUCCAAAAAUUUCGGGGAGACUUGGAAUUGGAGUUCACCUGAGGAAAGUCCUUACACCAAUAAAAUUGUCAGCUUUGACACGUCGAUAGCUUCAUAA